This is a messenger RNA of Auanema sp. JU1783, 771 nucleotides long. Lineage: Eukaryota; Metazoa; Nematoda; Chromadorea; Rhabditida; Rhabditidae. The record is from the annotation of a GenBank genome assembly.
AUGUCUUCUAUUCAAACAGCACACAAGAAAUUAUUGGAGGAAUGGUCCAAGAGCAAGAAGAACAUUGCCGGCGUUGAAAGCGUUCUUUCGCAAAUCAAGGAGCUUCUUUCCGAUGGAGCUACUGUCUCUUCUUUAGAUGACAAAGCUAUCACUACUAUUCAAUGUGAUGUAUACGAAAUCUCCGCUCUCCUUCCCAUCGUCAAAGAAGAUAUUGAAACCUUCAAGGUAGCUAUUGCCCAGGUUCUUUCUUUCUACGCUAUGAAUCCUGAAGCUAGUACCAAUAAAUACUUGAUGAUCGGACUCAAUUUAAUGUCCUUACUUGCUAUGGGUAACAGACUUUCUGAUUUCCACAUGCUUCUUGAACAAAUUCCUCAAAAUAUUCAAACUUCUGAUCCAUACAUCUUGGCUCCUGUACGCUUGGAACAGGCCAUGAUGGAGGGAGCUUACAAUAAAGUUGUGUUGACUGAAAAGAAUUUCCCUAGCCCAUACUAUGAGAUGUUCUUCAGAAUGAUGAUGGAUGCCGUGAGAAUAAACAUCGCUACUUCUAUUGAAAAAUCAUUCAGAAGUCUUAACGUUUCUGACGCAACUACUCGUUUAUUAUUCGACAAUGAACAACAAACAAAAGCUUUUGCGGAAUCGCGCUCUUGGGUAGUAGAAGGAGGCAGUUUCGUCUUUAACUUCGAAGCUCCUGUACAUGAACACGAGUUGGAUACAUCUUGCAUUACUAAGCAAUUGAUCUUCUACGCCAAGCAACUUGAAAUGAUCGUCUAA